Molecule: messenger RNA, 1488 nt
Organism: Iphiclides podalirius (scarce swallowtail)
Lineage: Eukaryota; Metazoa; Arthropoda; Insecta; Lepidoptera; Papilionidae
Source: the annotation of a GenBank genome assembly
AUGGGAGAAUCGAACGAAACACCCGACACGAUAACCCCGACAUUUCCGCUUGGCGUCAUCAAACGAACGACGGAGCGACACAAGACGAGCUACACGCCCGGCAAAAUGGCGGACGGCAAGAUCCGCCUUGGUGCAUUUCUAGUAUUAGUGGGUUUGUGUGUUCCGCAACUCGCCACCUUAGCACGAGCGCAGGCGGCGUGCGACGCAGGAUCCCAGUGCGUGGACAUUUACCAGUGCCCGCCGCUGCUGACAAUAAUCAACAAGCCGAAACGGUCCAGGCAGGAGUUCGAGCUGCUGAGGAGCAGGCACUGCGGUUUCCGGGAUAGGAUACCGCUGGUGUGCUGUCAAAGCGUCGAUCCUACGCCAACUACGACGACGACGACAACAACAACAACAACAACCCCAGCGCCAACACCACCAACAGGAAAUAGGUGCUUCACGCCCGACGCCCAGGAUGGCAAGUGUGUCGGCCUCUAUUCCUGCCAGCACUUGACGUCAUUGCUGCAGCCACCUGCCUCCAAUGAGAACAUCGCAUUCGUGCAGAACUCACGGUGCCAAGGGACGGAGAAAUACAGCGUGUGCUGCGGUCCCUCACCACCGUCCGUUGGCACCGUAUCGCGCCCCACGAUAUGCACGCCCUCCGCCGCGCCGCCAGAUCCCGUGACGCAGUGCUGCGGCCUCGAGAGCGGCGGUGGCAACAGAAUCGUCGGUGGUAACGUCACUUCCAUCGACCAGUACCCGUGGCUGGCGAUCAUAGAGUACAAGAAGGACGACAAGAUCAAGCUCCUGUGCGGCGCCGUGCUCAUCAGCGGCAAAUACGUGCUGACGGCAGGCCACUGCGUCGUGGGACCGGUGCUGGCUGUUGGCACACCCACAAACGUGCGCCUAGGGGAAUACGACACCGUCAACUCAGGACAGGACUGCGUUGAGGUCGAAGGGGGCGGCGAGGACUGCACCGACGGCGCUCUGAUAGUGCCAAUCGAGAAAGUCAUCGCCCAUCCGGAGUACGACCCCGACAGCGCGCUGAGGAGGCACGAUCUCGCGCUGCUGAGACUAAGCGAGAUGGCCCCGUACUCAGAUUUCAUUCGACCAAUAUGUCUGCCAACGACGAAUUUGGCGCAGUCCUCGCCUCCAGAGCUCAGGCUGUACGCGGCCGGCUGGGGCGCGGUCAGCACCACUGAGAGCAGUAGCCGCCUCAAGUUGCACGUCAGCCUUCCGUUUAAGACGCAAGAGGAGUGCCAGCGGCCCUACACGCACCCGCGGAGGCGGGUGAACCUGUGGCAGGGGCAGAUAUGCGCGGGCGGCGAGGCGGGCAAGGACUCGUGCAAGGGCGACUCCGGCGGGCCCCUGAUGCACGAGAACGGGCGGCACUUCGAGGUGGUCGGCAUCGUCAGCUUCGGCCCGACGCCCUGCGGCCUCGACAACAUACCGGGCGUGUACACAAACGUCUACGAGUACCUGCCGUGGAUACGGAGCCAGAUAACGCCC